GAAAGUACGAAACCCAGUCCGCGUCGCUGCAGCCCCGCGUCUCUAUAUUGUUUUACCCUAGGCCCAAGAGCACAUCCACGCGCCGCUCUGACCCGACAGCUCCGUCUACCCUCCUUUCUCCGGAUGGCUGACUAUGCCGCUGCGGCUGGGAAAAACGCCGAGAACAUCAGCGAAGGAACAGUCAGGAAAGCGGUAAACGCUCUUCUAAAAUGGAGGAAACUCCAGUCCAAAACCACCUCGCAAGGGGUUGGAGAAGAAGAAGAAGACAUCGACGGCGGCGGCGGCUUCAUCUACGUCGUCGUGACUCUGAUGAAAACCCCACCCAAAAACCUCUCACCCGCGUCAGAUCCAAUCAGAAUCCCGCUCCCUCACGGCCUCAUACCUUUCUCGAACAUCUGCCUCAUCGUCGGCGACAAGCCCACUCAGGUCCUCAAUUCCCGGACCACGCUAUCCUCCGAUGCCGUACAGAAGAAGAUUAAAUCCCUAGGCGCCCCGAUUACCAGAAUCCUCAAGCUCUCCAAGCUCAAAUCCGAUUACAGAUCCUUCGACGCGAAGCGGAAGCUGUUAGAAUCGCACGACUUGUUUCUGGCGGAUAAGAGGGUGGUGCAUUUCCUCCCGGAUGUACUGGGGAAGCAAUUUUACAGGAACAAGAGGAGAGUGCCGGUGCCGGUGGAGUUGAAGGGCGACCGGAACUGGAAGGAGGAAAUCGAGGUGGCUUGCCGCUCGUGUCUACUGUGUUUCGGGACGGGGACUUGCAGUGUAGUGAAGGUGGGGAGAGAAGCGAUGGGGAGCGGGGAAAUAGUUGAGAAUGUGAUGGCGGCCAUAGAUGGGAUCGCUGAGGUGGUUCCUAAGAAGUGGGGCGGGAUCAGGGCGCUGCACUUGAAGCUAUUGGAUUCUGUGGCGCUGCCCAUUUACGAUCCCAUUCCUGAGUCCUGAUUGACUGGUUCAAAUGCAUACCCAUCAAUACAUAGUUUCUCUUCUUCUUCCUCUGCAAUUUUGUAAGCAUCAGUGUAAGCAUCAUUCCUAUGGAAUACUGAUUUUGAUUUCAAUAGCUCAACUUUUGAUGUCCAUUUGUGUUUAUUGAUGUAGUAGUCAUUCUUUAUUAUGAUAUCCUGUUUGCGCUCACAGACAGAGACACAUACAUAAUUGCAUAAACAAGUUAAGUUACAACAUGAUUAUAUUAAUUAAUUGAAAUUGUAACAAUGACAUUUAUGCAGCUACUAUUAGCAUUGCUUCUUGUAUGAAUCUUCCUGGUUUACAUAUAUACAAUAUAGUGAUAUACACUUA
Cuscuta epithymum is the source of this 1287-nucleotide messenger RNA. The record is from the annotation of a GenBank genome assembly. NCBI's taxonomy places the organism in Eukaryota, Viridiplantae, Streptophyta, Magnoliopsida, Solanales, Convolvulaceae.